Messenger RNA from Capronia epimyces CBS 606.96, 1242 nucleotides. RefSeq lists its product as uncharacterized. Lineage: Eukaryota; Fungi; Ascomycota; Eurotiomycetes; Chaetothyriales; Herpotrichiellaceae. Gene Ontology annotation, biological process: mitochondrial transmembrane transport. The transcript has 2 exons. The record is from RefSeq and is a predicted model, not a curated record. The coding region runs from base 1 to 1242 and encodes 413 amino acids.
AUGCCGAGCUCCGACAGUCCCGAGAUCACGACCUGGCAGCGUAUGAUGUCCGCUACUUGGGGAAGUUUAUUGACCUCGUUGCUUGUCACUCCGCUUGAUGUCGUACGCGUACGAUUGCAAUCUCAACACAUUCCAAAACCCUUGAACCUCUCUCGAUUCCCUGCCUACUCCACAUCGUUCAAGCAACUGCCACCCGAUCUCGGUAUCAAUUCGUGUUGCCGAGAAGUGUUUUGGGUGGGGAAUAAUGGUGAUUUCUGUAUAGCCGGGAAUGGAUCGGCGUCGACUUCCUCUGCAGCGGCAGCGGACUGUGCUGUUGAGGAAACACAAAAGAGGACCUUUAAUUCUACCUUGGACGGACUCAAGAAGAUUGCGAGGAACGAAGGCUAUCUGACUCUAUGGCGUGGCCUCUCCCCCACGCUGGUGAUGGCAAUCCCGGCCAACGUCAUUUACUUCACAGGGUACGACUGGCUUCGAUACCACCACGCGAGUCCCAUCAAGAAGAUUGCCAACGACACAUACGCUCCCCUCGUUGCAGGCUCGACUGCACGAGUAGCAGCCGCAAUUGCAGUUUCGCCGAUCGAAAUGUUCCGGACCCGGAUGCAAGCCACACGUGGAAGCAGUAACGGGGUGUUCAAGGAAACGGUGCUCGGACUGCACCGCAUGACCCAAACCCACGGCUACACCUCGCUGUGGCGUGGCCUCACACUGACCAUGUGGCGAGAUGUUCCCUUCUCUGCGAUUUACUGGUGGGGAUAUGAAGCCGUCCGAAGCGAGUUGACAGAUGCCCGCGAGGCUGUACGAGGCCAUCAGCUCGAGGCUGACCGUUCCAUGACCGGUGGUCGUACAGCUCAGAUCCACGAAACCCAUACGACCACAUUCGUCGACAGUUUUCUUGCCGGAGCAUCCUCAGGCGCCGUAGCCGCGUUGGUCACGACGCCAUUUGAUGUGGGCAAGACUCGUCAGCAAGUUCAUCAUCAUGCUGGCGACGAUGCACCCUCGGUAGCAGCAGCCCGAGAAGCUGCGAAGCAGGGCAAACAUAUCCCCGAAGAACUGUCGAUGCCGCGCUUUCUCUAUCAUAUCAUCAAAGAAGAAGGAUUGAGAGGGCUCUUCAAGGGUUGGGCGGCCAGGUGUCUCAAAGUGGCUCCUAGUUGCGCGAUCAUGAUCAGCAGCUAUGAGGUGGGCAAGAAAUGGGCGGAAAGAAUCAACAAGGAAGGGAAAGCGAAAGGCGGAGAUUUGAUUUGA